This is a messenger RNA of Bipolaris oryzae ATCC 44560, 249 nucleotides long. RefSeq lists its product as uncharacterized. Bases 1 to 249 code for a protein of 82 amino acids. The transcript has a single exon. NCBI's taxonomy places the organism in Eukaryota, Fungi, Ascomycota, Dothideomycetes, Pleosporales, Pleosporaceae. The record is from RefSeq and is a predicted model, not a curated record.
AUGGUGUUCAAGGCCGUUCAUUUGUUUUUCCACAGGGUACGAUUACGUGCAUUUGGAGGGUCCCUUUCUUCUUUCAGGGAACCAUGCGGGGAUUUGUUUGUGACUUCAGCUGAGUGCAUAAUGUAUUUUUAUCUCCUUCUCCCUCCAUCUCCCAUUUUUGUCUCCUCCAUCUUAGCUCUAAAAGCAAAAGGAAAUAAACUAAAAAGUCAUAUUCUUAAAUGGAAAUUUUACUCCUCCACAUCCGCUUAG